Molecule: messenger RNA, 701 nt
Organism: Anas platyrhynchos (mallard)
Lineage: Eukaryota; Metazoa; Chordata; Aves; Anseriformes; Anatidae
Gene: POLR2J
Product: RNA polymerase II subunit J
Biological process (GO): transcription by RNA polymerase II
Cellular component (GO): RNA polymerase II, core complex
Molecular function (GO): protein dimerization activity; DNA binding
Source: RefSeq, a predicted model, not a curated record
CGGACCUCCCGGCCUCCAGGGGCCGCUGUGGGCGGCCGGGAGGGGCCGGGCGCCAUGGUGGCGGCGGGGAAGGAGGAAGAGGAGGUGGCGGCGGGGGUGGCGGCAGCAUGAACGCGCCUCCGGCCUUCGAGUCCUUCCUCCUCUUCGAGGGAGAGAAGAAGAUCACCAUCAACAAGGACACGAAGGUGCCCAACGCCUGCCUCUUCACCAUCAACAAGGAGGACCACACGCUGGGGAACAUCAUCAAGUCGCAGUUGCUGAAAGACCCUCAGGUGUUAUUUGCAGGGUACAAGGUCCCACACCCACUGGAGCACAAAAUCAUCAUCCGUGUCCAAACCACCCCUGAUUACAGCCCCCAGGAAGCUUUCACCAACGCCAUCACGGAUCUGAUCAGCGAGCUGUCCCUCCUGGAGGAGAGAUUCAGGGUUGCCAUCAAAGACAAACAGGAAGGAAUUGAGUGAAAUCCUCACAUUUAGAGUGGACUGAACUUCUGAUGAAGAAUGGUGUGUCCGUUAGUUGAGUGCUUUAUUUAAACCUCAUUCAUGGCAAGUGUUCCCCUGCUUGCCCCACUUAUUUUUAAUUUUUCACAGCUGCAGAAAUAUUUUGAGGGGGUUUUGUACCUGACAGGCAGUUUGCCAAGAGGAUGAAAGUGUUUGAUUUGAUGAUAAUUCAUUAAAAUGAUUUCUGUUUUUCUAAUUGGA